Molecule: messenger RNA, 1874 nt
Organism: Acanthaster planci (crown-of-thorns starfish)
Lineage: Eukaryota; Metazoa; Echinodermata; Asteroidea; Valvatida; Acanthasteridae
Product: E3 ubiquitin-protein ligase PPP1R11-like
Cellular component (GO): nucleus
Molecular function (GO): protein phosphatase 1 binding; protein serine/threonine phosphatase inhibitor activity
Source: RefSeq, a predicted model, not a curated record
CAGUUACUCAAUGUUAAACACGAACAUGUCGAGAAGCACGUAAACUUGGCCUGGGGUAAGAAUAAAUCCUGAGUCACGUUUACAUGGUUUAAGUCUUGGCCUACAUUAAAAAUGACUGGUUUUUUAACUAAAUAAAUUAAAUUGAUAAUUACUUUGGUUACGAUGUCAUCUACACACACUUUGCGAACUCCGACGGUGACUUCGACUCGAACAGAGACGCCAAGAUCGCCAUCAGUAACAUUGAAACUGAGAAAACCAAAGUCACACAAGAAAGUCAACUGGAAAAAUGGCGUCAUAGAUAAUGAGCACAUGGGCAAAAAGAAAUCAAAAUGUUGUUGCAUAUAUGAGAAGCCACGCAUGUUUGGAGAGAGUUCAUCAAGUGACGAGAGUGGUAAUGAUGAUGAGUGUAAAAUGUGCAGACACCAGAGAAAAGGAAACUACGAAAAGCAACCACCAGAAGGCACAGAGCAAUGUGGGGCAGAGGGGGGCACUUCUGCUUAAUUCCUGAAUACUUUUCAACCCUGUGUUAGAGUAUUUUCUCUCAUAGAUUGUAGGCUUCCAUAAAAACCUGUUAUGGAAUGGAUAUGAAAAGGACUUAUUAAAUAUUUUGCCAAGUAGAAUCUCUAGAUUUUGAAAGUUGCCUGUUGCAAUUUGUGUACAUUUUCCUGUUUUCCUGGCAUGAGCAAUUCAUUACAGUACAGUUACAGUUUCAAGUCCUUGUGUAAGCCCAGUAAGUUGAGCGAGUCCCAGGCAUUGAACUCUCGUGAGUGGGUACAUGGCAGGGUGGAGGGUUUUAGACCCAAGGAAUCCAAGCUAAAAAUGUGUCUGCACUUUUGAGUUCAAAGUUCAAGUACAUGUACACACAUGGAGCAGUUAUCAAUGAUAAUACAUGAGUAGACUUAACUGGAGUAGUCAAACCUCUCCCUCUGUGUUGGAGAGGAGAUUGUAAAGGUCUGUUUUCCAUUUACAUGUAAUUGCUAGUGUACAUGUACAUGUAUGUAGAGGUGUCAGGAGAUUGUGCAUUCAAGAUGUGGAAGUUCAGUAUGGUCUUUUGAAAUGCAUGUACAUGUAGUGUGCAGAUAAACAGUACCAUCUUGGGCAGUAUUGUAGUCGAGACCAUCAGAAGACCAGACACAAGACCAGACACAAGAUUAGAUACAAGACCAUGCACAAGAUUAGUCAUAAGUAACAGGGUGAACAAUGACAAAGGAAUGAUUUCGUUGCAGUUCAUUUGAGUAGCUGAUGACUUGGAUUCAGACUGGAGUCCUUGUGUUGGUCUUAUGUGGUCUUUUGAAGGUCUUAAAGGGUCUCAACUACAACAUUGGUCUGUAGGAACCUCAGGGUGGGUAGCCAAAUGGGUGCAGUUAAGCAGUGACUUAACGGGCAUUCAUACAAACAUCAAUAUACUCCACAAGAUAUAGAAGGGUACCCCCCCAUAUCCAAUUACUAUACACAAUCCAGACUUUUGUAGCCUCACUCUUCCCCCUAGAAGUCUUCAAAGAAUUCCUGAGACUUGGUAACACAAUGAACUACACAUUAUCUUGCUUCAGAUGAACAGCAACCCUACCAGAUUCUUCAUAUCUAACAGGUGGUUUCAGAGGGUUUAGCUGAAGAGAGGCAGGUGUAACUACAUCCCUUUAUUUGCACACUUAACUGGAUACCCGUUGGAGUGUGAUGUAAACACAUAUAGCUUUUGAAGAAUCUGAUGGAAAUAUAUUACACACAAGUGUGCAAGGCUGUGUAUCUCCAUGUGAAAACCUGUAUAAAAUGUGUGAAUCUAUGCUUACCAUGUUGACUUAUCAAAGUAAGACAGUAGGCUUGUAUUUAUUGGUGUGAACUGAUGUAAAUAAACAGAAAUAUGAUCUUAAGUUGUA